AUGGUGGCUGUACAAGCCGAUUCUCAAGACGAUCUCGAUUUCUCUAUUGGCAAUCUACCCGAAGGCCUUAAUGUCUCGGCAACAACCGCACCUCCAACAGGAUUGGGCGAGUUGGAUCACUUGUCUCUAAAGCAAGAUGUCGAUCAGUUUGGUUUAGCAGGCAAGAUCUGGCAAAGUGCGUAUAUGCUUCAAUCCUAUUUCUCACCAACAUGGCGCCAAAGUACAAUACCAGCUCCACCAAUACCAAACGAAUACUGCCUUGACAACAAUGACCAAGAUGGCUCCAACGACACCACUAUACCCACCAAACCAUUUCGAAUCGUUGAAUUAGGUGCCGGUACCGGCUAUGUUGGGAUUUGGUUGGCCAAGAUGCUACGACAGCCUAGCGAGAUAUACAUCACUGAUCUUGAACAAGUACUUCCCCUGAUCCGCGACAAUGUAGCCACACACUAUCAACCUCAUAACGCUGAUACUUCAACAACCGUGCACGUCCAAAGGUUACAUUGGGGCAACAAGGAGGAUAUCAAUGCUUUACUAGCAGAUGGUCCAAUUGAUUUGGUUAUCGUGAGCGAUUGUGUCUAUUUCCCAGAGCUUUUCGAACUCUUGACAACCACGCUUCAAGAUAUAUGCAACCCCACCACCAAAGUCGUCAUUGGAUACAAAUGCCGUUCAUUGGAAAAGGAAGCAGGGUUUUGGCAGGAUUACUUUGGACGCUUUUUCGAUUAUGAACCUGUAUGGAAAUUGAUCCCAGAUACCGAUGAAGAGGAGGAGGAGCAGCAGCAGCAACAAGGGCAGGAAAAAGAUUGCAAUGAGAAGAAGCUUGUGCAAGGAGGGAUGCUAGGCGAGGAGGAGCAAGUUUACAUUUUUGUCGGGAGUAAACGACCAGAAGGGCAGAUCAAGGCAGCUGAUGAUACAUUCACGACAUUGCUUUUCUGUAAUAUAAUGGAUUUAUAA
Molecule: messenger RNA, 954 nt
Organism: Lichtheimia ornata
Lineage: Eukaryota; Fungi; Mucoromycota; Mucoromycetes; Mucorales; Lichtheimiaceae
Exons: 2
Coding region: 1-954 (317 amino acids)
Biological process (GO): peptidyl-lysine methylation
Cellular component (GO): cytoplasm
Molecular function (GO): protein-lysine N-methyltransferase activity
Source: RefSeq, a predicted model, not a curated record